AUGAGGCGGGAAAAUACGAACGACGACAGAGCAGCAGCACCACGCGACCUCGCGCGGGCCGCUGCCAACAACAACAACAACAACAGCAACAGCGACAACAACGGCGACGACAACGACGACAAUGACGCGAGAACCAGUAGAGGCAGAGGAAGCAGCGAUGAUGGUGCUGGCACUGGUGGUCAACGCACGGCCACACCGCACGACGAGCGUCGCGAUGUGCAUGUAAGGGUGCACGAAUCACGUCGUGGGCGGCGUGGCCAGCGCAGGAGCAGGAGCAAGGAACGAAGGAGCAGUCGCAGUCGCAGAGGUCCCAGCCGCAGUCGCAGUCGCAGCCGCAGUCGCAGUCGCAGCCCCAGACGCAGCCGCAGGCACUUUGCGCGGUUGCAUCGGCAGCGAAGUCGCUCUCCAGGCAUUCAUCGUGGUGGAGAGGAUCUCAGAGACCUGCUUCGCUGGCAGCGGCAGAAGCAGCAGCAGCAGCAGCAGCAACAGCACGAUGAAGGAGAAGGAGGCCGCCGUCGCGACGGCGGCAGAAACGACAGAAGCAAAGAUGACAGCGACCUUCGCUCGUUCUUGAGCUCCUCAAGACAGGGGCGCCCCCGCAUACCGUUGCUGGAAACCCCACGCCAGCAAGAGCGCCAGGUCGGCGAAAGCCCCGCGGCAGAGGCGCGACGACGACUGCAUCAGCAACGCCUGGCAAUGAGAGCAUCUGACCCGUACGACAGCGAAGACGAUGGCGACCUGCUCUCGCCCAAGAAUGCGUCCCGCGUUCGCGCUUACCGUGCACGCGUAAUGCAGGCGCAAAUGCAAGAAGAACAACAAGCCAGUGCGAUGCUGCAGAUGCAACCACAAUCCAUGCUGGAUCGCCUGCAACCACGCAUGCAGCCCGACACCCAACACCAACACCAGCAGCAGCACCACCACCACCAGCACCACCACGACGACGGCGACGACGACGACCACCACCACCACGACCACGACACGGCUCUAAUAGUGAGCAGUGGUGUGCGCGACACAUCGAGCGCUGACCAGACAAAGGCAAAGAUUGGCGGUGGCAGUGUUGACGACAAUCCAUCAGACUGGGUGCAGGAGCAGACCCCGGACGGGCAGCCGUGUUGGCGACACGUGCGCACGCUGGAGAUGAGCUGGUCCAAACCCUUGAGCUGGCGUGCGCUGCGGUCGGCACCGCCAGUGGUGUGGCGCAAGGAGCUCAACGAGCACGGCCUGGCCGUGUUUGUGCACGCGCACACGGGGGAGGUGAUAGUGCCAACGCGCGCACAAACGCGCCACUCUGAGAAGCACCGUAAGGACACGGCCAUCCUCGCUGACGCGGGCACGACGCGUCGCAUCGACGCCUCCGAGACGGCAACGGGCCGGCAGCUGCUGCAGUUUUCGCGCCAGGAGCUCUCGCGGCGACGGGGGCAUCUUGGCUCCACGCGCUCGCUGUUUGACCGGCAGAAGUACUACCGCGAGUUUUACGUGCGGCGGCGUGCUGAUGGCGGUGGUGAGAUUCGAUGGCGCGUGAAGGCCGGCAACCCCAUUGUCGCCACCAUCGCCCCACGGCACAUGCGCAUCUACGAGGACAACCCGCACAUGCACCAGGUGUUUGCCAACAAGCGGGAGCUGGUCAUCACGGGGCGUGAGCUGCGUGAUGAUGACCGCAUUGCAAGCAAAGACUUUGUACCGCGGUCGCCAUAUCUGCGACGGCAGGGCGAAGUGAAGACUGUUGAGCACUGGGGCCAGCGCAAACUCCUCAUGUCCGAGAUUGAGUUUCUCACCCGCGUUGUCAGUGCCGCUGGCGAUGGCGGACGAGUUAAGACGGUGGUGUAUGCCGGCGCUGCGCCUGGCGACCACAUUGAGUUUUUGUCACGGGAGCUGUUCCCAACUCUUCGCUGGGUGCUCGUCGACCCAGCCCCCUUUGUCUGCCGCCCCGCCGACAACAUCAUCAUCAAGCAGGACUACUUCACGGACGACCUCGCCUGUGCGCUGGCCGACGAGGAUGGGGUGGUGUUCAUCUGCGACGUGCGGUCGAUGGACGCCGGCAUGAACGAUCAGCAGAAGGAGAACCGCGUGGCUGCCGAUAUGCUCUGGCAGCAGCAGUGGGUCAAGCUCAUGAAGCCGAUGGCUGCGAUGCUCAAGUUCAGACUGCCGUAUGCGACCCGGAGCGACACGACGAGCAGCACGACCUACCUGGAUGGCGAUGUCUACCUCCCCUGCUGGGGCGGCCGCACCACCACAGAAACAAGGCUGGUCGUCACAGAUCCGGAAUCGUCGCGUGAGUACAACCACAAGGUGUAUGAGGAUUACAUGUUCCACUUCAACACGGUGACACGGACCAGCCACUUUGAUCACGACGUGAAGGGUGUGCCUGGCCUCGACCACUGCUUCGACUGCGCCUCCGAAGUGCACAUCCUCAAGCAGUACCUCCACCACAAGCACGGCCACGCCAUCCCGCGUGACUCGCUCGCUCGCCGCGUCAGGGACCUCUCCAUGCGCAUCUCACAGCAGUGCAGCAGCAGCAAUGGCAGCAGCAGCACAGCUCGCACGCUCGCUCUCCCACAACAAACCACGCAGCACCACUUCUGCUGAGGGGCCAGUCAGCGACACCAUAAAAAUUAUCAGCUGUAA
Molecule: messenger RNA, 2625 nt
Organism: Salpingoeca rosetta
Lineage: Eukaryota; Choanoflagellata; Craspedida; Salpingoecidae
Exons: 5
Coding region: 1-2586 (861 amino acids)
Biological process (GO): 7-methylguanosine mRNA capping
Molecular function (GO): methyltransferase cap1 activity
Source: RefSeq, a predicted model, not a curated record